UUAUGUCAAAAAUUUCAUUGGUUGGUUGCCAUGGUUACCCGUUGCUAGGAAAAGUAUAGGUAAAAUAUGGCAUUUUGCUGCUCGAGGCCUAACCAAAUAACUGAAUAAACAUGCUUUAUUUCAAGCGACUUUUUGGCCGCGUAUGUUCCUCAAGGGUCAGAUGUAUGGAUUGAGUAAAGCGAAUUUUCGCAACGCUGACUCGUCUUCCAGAGAACUGAUGCGGUAUUCUUCGGACGAGAAAAAAGCUAAAACAGGGCGAAACAGACAAUAUCUCGACAAAAUAAAUGAAAGACAAAACUUCGAUUUAAAAAUCGGUUUCAUUUAAACACUAGGUGGUACUAAUGCCUGCAUUGACAGAAGAAAUUGUAAAGCGUGUGCUUCGAUCUUGAGAAUUCUUGUUUCGCCUGGAUUCCGAACUUAAACUUAAAGAUUAUUUUAUGGACAUUCUUUUCUCGCAAUCGAAAACGGCCUGUUUACAACCGGGACAGCCGGAUUAUUACGCAUGGUCUGAUUAUGUUUUUUUUGCAAUGUCGUGGUGACCGGAUUAUGAACGCUGAUAUAAAUGGCUUGCCAGGCAGGCUGUGAUUGGCAUUUUCUUCAAACUUUUGUGAAUUAAACAUUCUCUGGAAUAUAGAACACCCCUAAAAACUAGACAUGGCGAAAGAAAAAAGUCUAGACGUAAUUCUUAGUAUAAACUACUCUUGUAGUAAAUACAUUUCAACAUAAUAUACUUUGAAGUAACUAAAUUUCACGGAACCUAAAUUAUUCUUUUUGCGGGAGUUAAGUUUGGUGAAAAGUUAUUAAACUUGCGAAUCCCAAAAUUUAGUAUUUGCCACGAAAUUUCGUUUCAUUUGAGAACAACAACAACUUUGCCACCAGGGCUAUCUGCUUGUCAGAAGUGAUGACGAAUGAUAUAAAAGCGGUCGGCCCCGUUGAUAUUUGUUCUAUAAGUCUCGAAUAAUGUUUGACUGUCAUACAUAAGCUGGCCUUCCCCGAUUAUGUGCGUUCUAAAAUAAGUGAGAAAUAAUAUUUGACUGUCGUAUAUAAACUGGCCUGCCCUGAUUAUGUUCCUAUAAGUGCCAAAUAAUAUUUUUUGAGUAAUAAGCCGGCCCGACCUGAUUAUGUUGCCCUGAUUAUGUAUUUUCUGCCCUGUUCUUAACCGGGGCAAGCUGCCGUACUUUUAUCAGGGCAGCGUUUAUUAUCCGGGCAGAACAUCGCCAACUCAUCCAACUUACACGACUAGAACAUUUACCAAACUCAACACAAAAUUAAGUUCCGGGAAUUAUACAUACUGUUGUUUCCAAUAAUACUUUUUCAAAAAUACGAAAAGUUGUCAACAUGGCCAGCAAGGGAUAUUCAACGAUUCAGGUAUGCCAGGUACACUGUAUGGUUGCUCAGAUAAUGGUUGGAUGACUACUGAUGUGUUUGGCGAAUGGUUUAAACACUUUUGCAGAGUAGUAACAGAUCGGCCACUUUUGCUUCUCUUUGACGGCCAUUUGUCGCAUGUGUCUGCCAGCCUUAUCUUAAAAGCCAUGGAGGAAGAUCUGACAAUCAUGAAAUUUCCACCGCAUGUGACAGAUCUUCUACAACCGUUAGAUGUAGCAUGUUUUGGUCCCCUGAAGAGAGAAUGGGAACGUGUCUUAAAUGAAUGGUGUGUUUCUUACGGUGGUAAGCGUCCUCUUCGAAAAGCUGACUUUGUGGAGAAACUUGGACAGUGUUGGCAAACCGCACUUACUGAAGAUAACAUAAAAGCAGGAUUUAGACGAACAGGGAUAUUUCCGAUCGACAGAACGAAGUACCCGGAGAAAAGAUUUGACCCACGGUUACUUAAAAGAUAUAGAAGAUGGUGCGAAAUGGGAAAACCAGAGGACGUUAUGGAAGAACUUGCUCGCGCUUUAAAUACGCCGAAAAAAAUAAAAGAGCCAACGAAUGUAAAUGCCGCGACAACGCCAACGCAAUCAAUCGACACCACACAAUCGCCGCUUCUUGCUAACGCUUCUUCAGCAUCCUUUAUUGACGCUCCUUCAACUGCAAGCACCAAUCAAUCGACGCCAAUACUUCCUGCAUUUGAUAAUCACUUUUGCGAAGUAUCGAAGUUAAUUGGGCCUAAGCCUUUGCCCUACCCUGGAAAGGUUUGGGUGCCCAAAUGGGUACUGGAUGAUCCUCCAUCAACAUUUGAAGAAAAGCUGCUAUCUUCAAUUAAGGGUCCAGUUGAGAAGACACAGCCAGUUCGCCGAAAAGUUGAUUGAAAUGAUUAUUUGCAAAAGUUGGUCGAGAAAAAAGAAACUAAAAAACCAACCCCGAAGCGUCGAAAGAUCGAGGAAAAGGAUAAAGAGGAUAGUGACAUAGAAUCUGUAACCGAUGAGGAGAUAGUUGAGGACGAGGAUGAAGAUACAGAUAAGGAAGAAGAUUAUGCUGACGAGGAAGAAGACGAAGCAAGACUUGUUAAAUUAUGGAAGUGGUUAUCACCACCAACUCAGGAGGAAGAGAUUGUUGGGAAAUGGUUUGCUGUCGUCUUUAAACCCGAGUCAGCAAAUGUAAAGAAAAGAACGCCAGCCGCUUCUCUUUACAUUGGAAAAGCCACCACUCGAUUCCUUUUAGACGCAGAUGGUCCAGCAUGUGGUAUUGAAUUCGACUGUCUGAAGCCACAUGUUAAGAACGGUACAAUAUUAGAGUCGUAUACAGGAACCAUGCGGGAUAUUUCACUUUUUAAGGUCCACGAUGUAAUAGCUGGUCCUUUGGAGGUGUAUCCAGAGCGAGGAAACAAAUGGAGUGUUCCUGGUUAUCCAAGCAUCGAAAUGUUUUUUAAUAGAGUGAAAAAUAUAGACAGAAAACAAUUGAUUAUGAUCGAGGUGUAAUAUGUGUGUCCAAGUUAAAACACUAUUUCCUCGUCAAAUGACUGCAUUUUUAACUUCUUUGUUUCCCAAAACUGAGAUUUUUAUUAUCAUAACUGUUUAUUUUGUUACCUAUAACAAGAAAAAACAAUUUCAAAAAACUAGAAUAUCGACCGUGCGUAGUUUUCAAUUGGAAGCGCGUAUUUGUUUUAUUAUUUGACCAGUUAAAUAUCCGCUCAACCGGAAUAAAGUACGCAUGCAAAUUUUUUUAACGGCAACCGGCGUAUUUUCUAAGGGCGAGGGAAGUUAAAAGAUACGCAAUGUUUUUCUCAACUUAAAGGAGUAAUACAAGACGGAGGCAAAUUCUAAUAAUUGGAAUCUUAAAGUAACUAAACUGCUUGCGUUUUAAAAUAUUAUUUAUUUUUGGUUAGCGAUUUUAAACACAUUUAUGCUUUAAAUUUCCGUAAAUGCGUAUUUAUUACCAGACUUGACUAUAUGUUUUUUUUAAAAAAAAAAUUGUUAAAAAUUCACAUUGGUAAAAAAAAAAAAUCCUAAAAAUUUAAGAACCAAAAGUUGCGAUAGAAAUGCUUUUUUAGAUCGCGUUUUAAAAUUUUAAAAACGAAAAGCAGCGAUAGAAAAGCUUUGUUAGAUCGCAUUUUAAAAGUUUAAGAACGAAAAGCGGCGAGAGAUUUUUAUUUAAUUUCACAUUAUAAGUUUAAAUCAUUUUGUUUAUAAGUACCAAUCCUUCGAAAUUCGCACGAAUAGCAUUUAGAAAUGGUUGUUUGUCAGUUCUGAUCUUUUGAAGUAAUAAGAAUGGCAUUUAGAAAUUGUUAAUGUUUAUUUCAAGGCUAGCUGCAUAGCGAAAAGUUAGAUUUCUAUGAAGAAGUUAUAUUGAAAAUUAAAUUCUUAUAACCAUUCGUUUAAAAAAUCGUAUCGCAAUUCGUAUUGGAAAAUCCUAAUAAUUUGUACGAAAAAUUCAUAUAAGUAAAAAUAUAAUUCGUAUCACAAUUCGUAUGAAAAUCGUAUAAAAUUCGUAUAGGAUUUUUUAAAAAUCGUAUAACUAAUUAACACUAUACGAAUUGUAUACAAUUUUUAUACGAAUUAUAAGCAAUUAUAUUUGUAUAUAUUCGUAUAAAAUGUCAUACGAAAUUUGUAGUUGACCCCUAACCCAAUCAAAACUUGCAGUUUAGCUCCAUUUAUUUGCUUUUGGUUCCAGAGUAAUAACACAAACUGAUAGAAACAAUGUAUUUCUAUUGGAAUAAGUAGGUACAACACGUUCUGUAUGUGUUGCACUAUUUAUAGAAAUUUUUGGGAUUGAUAGGAAUGCAGAUGCCUCCCUCCAAGCUCCGUUACAUGCGCAAAUAUAUUAAUGCAUAUUUUGAACAUUAUGAUAUGCUUAACAGGCGUCUUCAUGCCCUGAGCAUCAGGCACAUUAAACAGAUGAGAUCCCUUGACUGUCAGGUACAUCAACAUUUCCUGAGCGUCAUGCACACGCUAAUUACUGGUGUUUUUAUUCGUACCCUGAGCGUCAGGUGUAUGAGAUAUACCCUGAGCGUCAGGCGCAUCGACAUGCCCUGAGUGUCAAAGUGAAGAUUACAGUAGGGAUGCCCUGAGCGACAGGCGCAUCGACAUGUCCUGAGCGUCAGACACAUGCUAAUUACUGGUGUUUUUAUUCAUACCCUGAGCAUCAGUUGUAUGCGAAAAUUGAGAUGCCCUGAGCGUUAGGCACAUUAACAUGCCCUGAGCAUUAGGUGCACG
Molecule: messenger RNA, 4592 nt
Organism: Hydractinia symbiolongicarpus
Lineage: Eukaryota; Metazoa; Cnidaria; Hydrozoa; Anthoathecata; Hydractiniidae
Product: protein YIPF1-like
Exons: 3
Coding region: 1371-2249 (292 amino acids)
Biological process (GO): vesicle-mediated transport
Cellular component (GO): Golgi apparatus; nucleus; membrane
Molecular function (GO): small GTPase binding; DNA binding
Source: RefSeq, a predicted model, not a curated record